Messenger RNA from Zeugodacus cucurbitae (melon fly), 791 nucleotides. RefSeq lists its product as uncharacterized. Bases 111 to 740 code for a protein of 209 amino acids. NCBI's taxonomy places the organism in Eukaryota, Metazoa, Arthropoda, Insecta, Diptera, Tephritidae. The record is from RefSeq and is a predicted model, not a curated record. The transcript has 3 exons.
AAUGCUGCUAUAAAUACUAAUGAAGUUGUGGAGCGUACUUCAAAGUGUGUUCAAGUGCUGAAAGCGUUGAAAAUUUCAAAUUACAGUUUUACAAUAUUAUUUGCUACAAAAUGCAAUUGAUCCGUUGUACAGUGUUGAUGGCUGUGUGCCUCUUGGGAGUCUACGCUGUACCGAGCUCCAUUGAAGCACAAGCAGCUGAAUUCAAUCAUAACGGCGUCUUUGGUUUACUCGUCGCCCAGAUGCGUUCGGCCUUGAUCGAUACGCGCGCUUUGACGCCAGCUGAGUCCGUAUGUGCCACGAAGUACAACAACCGUACACAACAAGUCAACAAUUUGCUGACGACUCAGACGAAUGCCUGUUUCGAGAAUGCCAAUCGCACGCUGGUGGCCAACAACAAGAACGCAAAUGCAACCAUCGCCAAUAUACGGAAAAAUUUGAAAAAAGUGCAACAACAAUUGGCCAAUUGCUCAGCAAUAGCGGACACAGGCAAAUUCCUUAACUGCAACACAGCAUCGUUCGAUCAAAACAUUCAAUUGCUGGACGCGGCCAACUCGCAGGCCUAUCAAGUGGAGGCACAGCUCGCCGCCAAUCAGUCGCAAGUGGCAGUCGUGCGUCGCGCGUGCGUCAGCGCAGCCAUCGGCGGUGGCAAGACUAAUCUCACGCAGACCGCCAAUGACUAUCAGCUCUGCUUGAGCAAUAUCUCCAAUCAGCACGUGGCCAACAAAACACUGCUCAACUGAGUUGUGCGUUGGAAUAAUGAUGAUGUUUAAAUAAAAAUUUUGAGCAAAAAU